UUCUCUGACAGUGACGGAUCAGCGUUCACGGCCGUCGGCUUACCAUACAAAAAGCUUUAGUAUAACCCGCUAGCACCAUCCCGUACAGCUGCACCAAGCUACUUACUGGCCGGCGACCAAGCCAUGUACUCAUGACAGUACAGGAUCGGCCCGGCGACCGGUGGCCGGCUGUACAUCCCCCGGUCUACCUCGCAUAACUAAUGAUCCUGCGGUAUCUUCAUGCCUUCCCAUGGUUUGAUCAUGAGAUAUACAUCAGAUAUAUAAUAUAUAUAUCUGACCGAAUUUGGCAAAAUAAAAUAUGCACAAGGCAAUGGUCCGCAACCCUUAAUCAGCAUGCCAUUCCUCGAGCUCUCUCCGGCGCUCAACAAGCUCCUCGACCUUUUCACCUUCCCUAUCGCUCACCUCAUCGUGGUUCCCUUGAACAAUAUCUAUCACUCCAUCCGUUACCUUAUCUAUGGUCGACCAUUCCCCAACUGGUCUUAUCGUAUCUACAUCGCCAUCAACCGACGACGUAUUCUCGCCAACUCGUACAGCUGGCAUAGAGUGGCUGCUCGAGAUGUUGAGGAGGAUACUUUGCCUACGAUGUCUAUCAAGUAUACUGCGGAUUGCGAUUUGAAAAAGAUUGAUUGUCCUCCCUUUGUCGAGGCGGAAUACUCGCCCGAGGUGUUGGAGAAGACGAGGGGGAUCACCAUUCGAGAGGCCGUACCAAGUUUCUGGAUUCAGAAGAGGGGCGGUAAAUCGGAGCUAGACCGAGCGGCUUCUCCAGGCGAAAGAGUCAUAUUCUUCAUCGUCGGUGGAGGCUACAUGGUUGGACAUCCUCUUCGCCUUCAUACGGCUUGGUCGCUCGCCAAAAUGACCAGCGCUCGAGUUUUCUGCGUAAACUACCAUAAAUCGCUUUCCGACGCCACAGCCUUCCCUUGUUCCUUACUCGACACCUUGGCAGGCAUCCAAUACCUUGUCGAAGAAAAAAGUUUUGAAACCAAAAACAUCAUGUUAUGCGGAGACAGCGCUGGAGCAAAUGCAUGCCUCGCCCUCGCCCGAUGUCUGGGAGAGAUGGAAGAUUUGGGUUCAAAGCGGUUCGGCCAAGUCGGUUCACUCUGUCUCCAAUCCGUAUGGGGCGAUUUGACUAGCUCAUCUCCGAGUAUCAAAACCAAUCGUUACAACGACUACGUCAUCGACCCAGAAACAUCUUACAUUCCCUCCCAUACUCGCCAUUUCCCCAACAGAACCGACCCUUACUUCUCCCCCGCCCUUGCUCCCUCUGGCUCAUUCUCUCAUCUUGCUCGACACCGGGUCAAAGUCUACGUUUCAGCAGGUUCGGCAGAGAAAUUCUACGAUGAAACCCUAACGCUAUACGCGGGGAUGAAGAGAGAUAAAGUCAAUGUGCGGCUCCGCGUCUUUGAAGGUGCAGUGCACAGUGAUUUCAUCUUCUUGGACAGACCUGAUAUCCCGGGCUUGGGAUGGUCGUGGGAGAUCAUGAAGAAGGACAUCGCAGAGUUUUGGGAAGUCACGGCAUGAUGCUACAACAUAAUUUGGCCCACUGUUGUGUGUACACUGGAAAUAAGUCGGUAAAACGGCUUUGCGCCGUGUAUAUUGUUUAUGGUCAACUGACAUUUCCAGCGCCAUGUAUACUGUUCAAAUAUUGGUCAAAUGACAUUUCCAGACUCUGUAGUAUAAACUCUGCACGAGCUAUGUCUUGCUACUUCUGAAUCAAGUUCAGGGAUCGGAAAAGGAAGAAGGGAUCGCACUAUAUGCAAUGCAAGUGACUGGUCGACCACCGAUAUAGUUACUGAAACUUCAAGUUAGUUUUAGUUAUACACCACCAUAUGAUAACUUUUAGCUUAUUACAUCGCCCCCCCGCAUAAAAAAGAUCUUCAUUUUACGUCCGUUUGCUCACUUCUAUUUUUUUGUAAACUUUUGCAGCCCGCAGUUCUCGGAACUACGUAAGCACAUGUACAGUUGUCCUCGGAUCAGACCGUACGUACAUACACAAGCAUUAGUCGAACAUUUUCUAGACUCUCCAUCAUCCUCAUUAAAACGUACUACCUUCUUCGGGACUGCCGCCAUUGCCAUUAGUACGGAGGUGCUGAGGGAAUACUCAGCCUCAACAGCAGAUUGCGUUGUCAAAUGUCCAUAUGUAUUACCAUUCGGCCGAUUCUGUUGGAUAUUGGUAUUCAAUAGAACGUGACAAAUUACCAUGCCUACGAAUCCGAGAUCUCUCGAUCUUUCAAUUCGUUCAGCAACAGCGAUUAUUUAUGCAAAGAUAGCC
Molecule: messenger RNA, 2269 nt
Organism: Cryptococcus deneoformans JEC21
Lineage: Eukaryota; Fungi; Basidiomycota; Tremellomycetes; Tremellales; Cryptococcaceae
Product: expressed protein
Exons: 7
Coding region: 334-1518 (394 amino acids)
Molecular function (GO): hydrolase activity
Source: RefSeq, a predicted model, not a curated record